Messenger RNA from Guyanagaster necrorhizus, 1243 nucleotides. RefSeq lists its product as uncharacterized. NCBI's taxonomy places the organism in Eukaryota, Fungi, Basidiomycota, Agaricomycetes, Agaricales, Physalacriaceae. Bases 39 to 1007 code for a protein of 322 amino acids. The record is from RefSeq and is a predicted model, not a curated record. The transcript is spliced from 8 exons. Gene Ontology annotation, cellular component: nucleus; Smc5-Smc6 complex. Gene Ontology annotation, biological process: DNA repair.
CUAAUUGUUCUUCGCGCUAGCCAAAGCCAGACGCCAAUAUGAACUCCUCGCGCAGAGAAUCACUGGUCUACGAUCCUGAUCAAGAUGCAGAGGAAAAACGCGCCCUUCGCAAGGACUACAGAUCUCUUACGAAAAAUAUGGAAGAGUAUCAGUCUAACCUUGCCGACCUGAGUAUAGAACGGAUUGAAAAGGAUGUCGGCAAGGCAGACAAACUGUUCGACAAAGUGAAGGGUCCACAGGAGGCUACUCUUGAUUCCGCUUUCUUACUGAUGGCCUCAAAUCUGGGAGCCCAAAAGGCACGAGCUAUGAAGUCCGGAGCAGGCGCCUUCGAUGUCGACGAAUUUGUUUCAAAGCUCAUCACUUUCAUGGGUGGUCGCAAGUUUGGAGAUCAGAUUCCAGACAGUGACUCUGAAAUAGACACAGCAGAGGAUGAUCCCGACAGCGUUCUGGACUGGGAUAGGAUUGGCCGAAAAUCGCUCGCGAAGAGUCACAGGGUUCCUGCACUUAGUUUUAUGCUUGGCCCACUUUCUAUCGAGGCCAAAAAGCGUGCGUCUGUCAAACGCGCCAGAUUGGAGAAGAAUAAAGAGGAACAACGGAAGCCCCAAGAACUAAAAGAAGAAGACAUUGCCCGAUCCGAGAAUGAGACAACCAAAAACGUCGCACUUUUGGAAGCCCUGUUGGGUGAAGUCAGCCCCAUUAAUUUAUUCCGAUUCGUCAUCAAUCCCCACGACUUCGCCCAGUCGGUGGAAAAUAUAUUCCAUCUGUCGUUUUUGAUUCGGGAUGGUAAAGUCGCAUUGGACACGGAGGCUGAUGGUGAACCCACAAUUUACUUGUGUGCACAACCUUCCGAUGAGGACUAUGAGAAUGGCUUGCGAAAACAUCAAAUCGUAUUGGAAUUCGACGAGGCCACAUGGAGGCGAGCAAUAGAAGUCUUUGAUAUAAAAGAGCCCACGAUUCCUCAGAGAGCUUCUGCUCGGACACGACUUGGAAACAAGUGGUACGGUUGAUCAUAGAGCGCCGCUAUGGGCGCCAUUAUGCGCCCAUCACAACUAAUCUUCCUAUCUUAUAUUUACUAUCCUAUGGCGGGCGGUACCUUGUACAAUUAAUGGAACUAUUUUCGACCGAGGGAGAUGCCGGCUGAUAGACGUCACGCCACUGGCCGUCGGCAGAUGACUGAUCGCACUGCUUUUUGUUCGCUAGUUCACUGUCAUUAGCAAGUCUGUUCAUUCCGUAUUAUUGCGGA